UGUCCUAAAACUCCCCAAAACUGCGGUCCACAUAAGAGAUGUCUCGAAGAAAUAAACAAUAACGUAACGCAACACAUUCCUUAUCCCGACGACUGUCAUAAAUUUUACAAAUGCGCGGAAGGAGAAGCAUAUCUACUAUGCUGUCCAUUAAUUGAUCCCAACGGGUCGAAACGAUUGGUUUUUAAUCCAGAACUCCAAGUCUGCGAUUGGCCGCACAAUGUAGAAAAUCCAGAAGCCAAAUGCGAUAAUGUGAACCCAACUGAACCCACGACGACAACAACGGAACCCACAACGACAACAACGGAACCCAUAACGACAACAACGGAAUCCACAACGGAACCAAUCACACUGCCACCAAAUAAGGACUGUGGAACGAAUGAAACAAAGCUUAUAGCAUAUGAACCAGACUGCACUAAGUAUUACAGAUGUACUAACGGAGUAAAAAGUGGACCUUAUUCAUGCUACCAAGGUCAUGUUUUCAACCCAAAAAUUGGUAGUUGCGACAGUCCAGAUAAUUAUAAUUGCCCUCAUUCUACCUCAAAUGUCGAAUAUUUUGAUAAUUGA
Frieseomelitta varia is the source of this 564-nucleotide messenger RNA. RefSeq lists its product as uncharacterized. Gene Ontology annotation, cellular component: extracellular region. The annotation marks the transcript as partial. The record is from RefSeq and is a predicted model, not a curated record. Gene Ontology annotation, molecular function: chitin binding. The transcript is spliced from 2 exons. Lineage: Eukaryota; Metazoa; Arthropoda; Insecta; Hymenoptera; Apidae.